Messenger RNA from Mus caroli (Ryukyu mouse), 7213 nucleotides. NCBI's taxonomy places the organism in Eukaryota, Metazoa, Chordata, Mammalia, Rodentia, Muridae. The record is from RefSeq and is a predicted model, not a curated record.
CGAGGGCGGCGAGGGCGGCGGAUCCCUGAGAUCGGAGGAGCGCGAGGAGUGUAGGAGCCGGGCGGCCGGAGGGGUAUAGACAUUUCCAUCAUGGCUCAUUCAAAGACAAGGACCAACGAUGGGAAAAUUACUUACCCUCCUGGAGUCAAGGAAAUCUCAGAUAAAAUCUCUAAAGAGGAGAUGGUGAGGCGGUUAAAGAUGGUUGUAAAAACUUUCAUGGACAUGGACCAGGACUCUGAAGAGGAAAAGGAACUUUAUCUAAACCUAGCUUUACAUCUUGCUUCUGACUUCUUCCUCAAGCAUCCUGAUAAAGAUGUUCGUUUACUGGUGGCUUGCUGCCUUGCUGAUAUUUUCAGGAUUUAUGCUCCUGAGGCUCCUUACACGUCUCCCGAUAAACUAAAGGAUAUAUUUAUGUUUAUAACAAGGCAACUAAAGGGACUAGAAGAUACAAAGAGCCCUCAAUUUAAUAGGUAUUUUUAUUUACUCGAGAACAUUGCAUGGGUUAAAUCAUAUAACAUAUGCUUUGAGUUAGAAGAUAGCAAUGAAAUCUUUACUCAACUUUACAGAACAUUAUUCUCAGUUAUAAACAAUGGCCACAAUCAGAAAGUUCAUAUGCACAUGGUGGACCUCAUGAGCUCUAUCAUUUGUGAAGGUGAUACAGUAUCUCAGGAGCUCUUAGAUACAGUUUUAGUAAAUCUGGUACCUGCUCAUAAGAACUUAAACAAGCAAGCAUAUGAUUUGGCAAAGGCUUUGCUGAAGAGGACUGCUCAAGCUAUUGAACCAUAUAUUACCAAUUUUUUUAACCAGGUUCUGAUGCUUGGGAAAACGUCUAUCAGUGAUUUGUCUGAGCAUGUCUUUGAUUUGAUCUUGGAACUCUACAACAUUGACAGCCAUUUGCUGCUUUCUGUUCUGCCCCAGCUUGAGUUUAAAUUAAAGAGCAAUGAUAAUGAAGAACGCCUUCAGGUUGUUAAACUACUGGCAAAAAUGUUUGGGGCAAAGGAUUCAGAAUUGGCUUCUCAAAACAAACCCCUCUGGCAGUGCUACUUGGGCAGGUUUAAUGAUAUCCAUGUACCAAUACGCCUGGAAUGUGUAAAAUUUGCCAGCCACUGCCUCAUGAACCAUCCUGAUUUAGCAAAGGAUUUAACAGAGUACCUUAAAGUGAGGUCACAUGAUCCUGAGGAAGCUAUUAGACAUGAUGUUAUUGUGUCUAUAGUAACAGCUGCUAAAAAGGAUAUUCUUCUUGUCAAUGAUCACUUACUCAAUUUUGUGAGAGAGCGAACAUUGGACAAACGGUGGAGAGUACGUAAAGAAGCCAUGAUGGGACUGGCCCAGAUUUAUAAGAAAUACUCUUUACAGUCAGCAGCUGGCAAAGAUGCUGCAAAACAGAUCUCCUGGGUCAAGGACAAGCUGCUGCAUAUAUACUAUCAGAACAGCAUCGACGACCGGGUAAUAUCUCAAGAUAGCUGGAAUAUUCUGAAAGGACAUUUAGCCUAUUUGUAUGUUCUUGUGUUUUUCAGAGCAUUGAAUGAAAUGUGGAAAUGUCAAAAUCUACUCCGACAUCAAGUAAAGGAUUUACUUGAUUUAAUUAAACAACCAAAAACAGAUGCCAGUGUCAAGGCCAUAUUUUCUAAAGUGAUGGUUAUCACAAGAAAUUUGCCAGAUCCUGGUAAGGCCCAAGACUUCAUGAAGAAGUUCACACAAGUGUUGGAAGAUGAUGAGAAAAUACGGAAACAGCUGGAAGCCCUUGUUAGUCCCACAUGCUCCUGCAAGCAGGCUGAAGGCUGUGUGCGUGAAAUAACUAAGAAGUUGGGCAACCCUAAGCAGCCUACAAAUCCUUUCUUGGAAAUGAUCAAGUUUCUCUUGGAGAGGAUAGCUCCUGUACACAUAGAUACUGAAUCCAUCAGUGCUCUUAUCAAGCAAGUGAAUAAAUCAAUAGAUGGAACAGCAGAUGAUGAGGAUGAGGGUGUUCCAACUGAUCAAGCUAUCAGAGCAGGCCUUGAGCUGCUGAAGGUGCUGUCUUUUACGCACCCUAUCUCCUUUCACUCUGCUGAGACAUUUGAGUCCCUUCUGGCUUGUCUGAAGAUGGAUGAUGAGAAGGUGGCAGAAGCUGCUCUACAAAUUUUCAAAAACACAGGAAGCAAAAUUGAAGAGGAUUUCCCUCACAUCAGAUCAGCCUUGCUUCCUGUACUACAUCACAAAUCCAAAAAAGGACCACCUCGCCAGGCUAAAUACGCCAUCCAUUGUAUUCAUGCCAUAUUUUCUAGUAAAGAGACCCAGUUUGCACAGAUAUUUGAGCCUCUGCAUAAAAGCCUAGAUCCAAGCAACCUGGAGCAUCUUAUAACCCCACUGGUCACUAUCGGUCAUAUUGCUCUUCUUGCACCUGAUCAGUUCGCUGCUCCUCUGAAGUCUUUGGUGGCAACUUUCAUUGUGAAGGACCUCCUCAUGAAUGACCGGCUCCCAGGAAAAAAGACAACUAAGCUUUGGGUUCCAGAUGAAGAAGUCUCACCUGAGACAAUGGUCAAAAUUCAGGCUAUUAAAAUGAUGGUUCGAUGGCUACUUGGAAUGAAGAAUAAUCACAGUAAGUCAGGAACUUCCACCCUCAGAUUACUAACAACGAUACUGCAUAGUGAUGGAGAUUUGACAGAACAAGGGAAAAUUAGUAAACCAGAUAUGUCACGCCUGAGACUUGCUGCUGGGAGUGCUAUUGUGAAGCUGGCACAGGAGCCCUGUUACCACGAGAUCAUUACACUGGAGCAGUACCAGCUGUGUGCACUAGCCAUCAAUGAUGAGUGUUAUCAAGUCAGGCAGGUGUUUGCUCAGAAACUUCACAAAGGCCUUUCCCGCUUACGGCUUCCCCUUGAGUACAUGGCCAUCUGUGCUCUUUGUGCCAAAGACCCUGUGAAAGAGAGGAGAGCUCAUGCUAGACAGUGCUUGGUGAAGAACAUCACUGUGAGGAGAGAGUACCUGAAGCAGCAUGCAGCUGUUAGUGAAAAAUUAUUGUCUCUUCUACCAGAGUAUGUUGUUCCAUAUACAAUUCACCUUUUGGCACAUGACCCAGAUUAUGUCAAAGUACAGGAUAUUGAACAACUUAAAGAUGUGAAAGAAUGCCUUUGGUUUGUUCUGGAGAUAUUGAUGGCUAAAAAUGAAAACAACAGCCAUGCAUUUAUCAGAAAAAUGGUAGAAAAUAUUAAACAGACAAAAGAUGCUCAAGGACCAGAUGAUACAAAAAUGAAUGAAAAAUUGUACACCGUGUGUGAUGUUGCCAUGAAUAUCAUCAUGUCCAAGAGCACCACGUACAGCCUGGAGUCUCCUAAGGACCCCGUGCUGCCAGCUCGGUUUUUCACCCAGCCUGACAAGAAUUUUAGUAACACCAAAAAUUACCUGCCUCCAGAAAUGAAAUCAUUUUUCACUCCUGGAAAACCUAAAACAGCCAAUGUUCUCGGAGCAGUUAAUAAGCCACUUUCAUCAGCAGGCAAACAGUCUCAGACCAAAUCAUCAAGAAUGGAAACCGUGAGCAAUGCAAGCAGCAGCUCCAACCCAAGCUCUCCUGGAAGGAUCAAGGGGAGGCUCGAUAGCUCUGAAAUGGAUCACAGUGAAAAUGAAGAUUAUACAAUGUCUUCACCUUUGCCAGGAAAAAAAAGUGACAAGAGAGAAGACUCUGAUCUUGUAAGGUCUGAGUUGGAGAAGCCUAGAAGUCGGAAAAAAGCACCUGUCACAGACCCUGAAGAGAAAUUAGGCAUGGAUGACCUGACUAAGUUGGUACAGGAACAGAAACCUAAAGGCAGUCAGCGAGGCCGGAAAAGAGGCCGUACAGCUUCAGACUCAGACGAACAGCAGUGGCCUGAGGAGAAGAGGCACAAAGAGGAGCUCCUGGAAAAUGAGGAUGAGCAGAACAGCCCACCAAAAAAGGGCAAAAGAGGCAGGCCACCAAAACCUCUUGGUGGGGGGACAUCGAAGGAAGAGCCCACAAUGAAAACAUCCAAGAAAGGGAACAAGAAAAAACUUGUACCUCCUGUAGUAGACGACGAUGAAGAAGAAGAAAGACAAAUUGGAAACACAGAACAUAAGUCAAAAAGCAAACAGCACCGCACAUCAAAGAGAGCACAACAGAGAGCAGAAUCUCCUGAAACAAGUGCAGUUGAAUCCACACAGUCCACACCACAGAAAGGACGAGGAAGACCAUCAAAAGCACCAUCACCAUCACAACCCCCCAAAAAAAUCCGGGUAGGACGCUCCAAACAGGUAGCCACUAAAGAAAACGAUUCAAGUGAAGAAAUGGAUGUGCUUCAGGCCAGCUCUCCUGUCAGUGACGACACUACACAGGAAGGAGCAGAAGAGGAGGACAUUUCUGUGGGAAAUGUACGACGGCGAAGCUCCAAACGAGAGAGACGAUGAACACAUCAUUAACUUCCAUUGUGAAAGCUUUGGGGGGAAAAAACAUUUUUUUGUCUAAGUAUAAGGCUAAAUAAAGCCUUGGAUGCACAAACCAGAACUGCCAAAGCGUGGACAGUUGGACUUCGGAUGACCAUGGGUUUGUGGUCACACGUAUCAGCCAUCCACACAGCGGUAACACUGACUCCAGAGUCUUGUAAAAGUGUCCUGUGUGAUGGCUGUGUAGACACAAACUAAAGAAGACACGUGUAAAUAAUCCCACUUCCCCAUUUCUGACUUCUAAAGUGCUUGUAUAGCUUUUAUCUGCGGCUUUAAACUGACAGGACCCAGCUGCUUACCGGAUCUGUUAAUUUGAAAAGCAUUUGCUAGGGUGGAUCUUAAGCAGUACGUAGUCUGUCAGUGUUUGUAUUUGAAUUCUCUGCAAUUUUACUGUGAAAAUUUGUUUUCAACAAUUAGUGUCAUUUUCUCAAUGUCACUGUUUGUUGGAGUUAAAUGGUUUCUUCCUGCCCCUCUUUGUAGCUCAUCUAUGUUUGCUCCAGGGCACUGUCGUCUUCUGAGGUGCUAAAGCAUCUGUCAGCACACUAGAACAUGCCUCUGUCUGGGGCACGGCACGGAUUGUGAGAUAGUCCUGAGCUUAUCUGAUGACUUCACACCUCAGUAUUGGUCCCAGAAUUCUCUGGCCUUUCAUGGCAACGAAAAUUUUAAGGAAGAGAUUUAAAAUAUUUUAAUUUUAAAGAGUGUGUUAUAAAAUAAUGUACUAAAUUCUCUAUUCCAUUCUAUCAUCUUUUUUCAGUUUAUAUUAAUCUACUGUAUCAAUAAAAUUCUGUAAUUUGAAUGGGCUUUUAAUAGUCUAGAAUGUUAUUGUGUAUAGAUAUUACUUCUUGAACAUUAUGUUCAGAAAUGCAAAUUAUUACACUAUAAUAUAAAACCUGAUAUAUACACGUUAGGAAAGUUCUCAUUCUCCAUAACCAUGUAAAGUUAAUCAGAAACAAAAAAUUUUAUUGAUGCAGUGUAUCUUUAUAAAUUUGUUCUUGAAAGCCAAGUGUUUUGUAUUUUAUAGUGAGUUGCAUGUUUAUGAAAAAUUGCUGAUCAUGAGAUGUGCUUUUCUGUAAAUUCAUACUUAGCCAUAGUAUAUGAUAGAUGACCCCCUAACAUAGUUUUUCAUCAAGAGUUUAUAAUUGUAUUUUAUUUUGGAGCCAAAAAAAAAAUUGUUUGGGGGUGGGGUGGGAGUGCUGGGUGGCAGUGAUUUAUCUAGUUUGGGCUGAGACUUUAGGCGUCACACUCACAAACACUGAGAGAGUCCUACUGCAGAAUAGGAAAGAUGGAAAUUUGCCUGGGUUUAAUUUAGAGGUCUGCAAAGUCUAAAAAUGGAUUAUCAAGGCAAUGCCCUUUACAUAGAGUAUGAACCAAAAUGUAAUGGUUGCUACCUUGUGCUCACCUGAAUUAACUUUAGAUUUACGGGUGCAGGGUUGUUUUUGCACAAUUGUUAACAGUAGAAAAGAAAAUGACAUUUUGAGUUACCAAGUUAUUAUAUCAAGUAACAGAGCAGUUUCAUAUAGUACACCUUUAUGUUUCCAAAAUUGGAUAUAAUAAAUUGGGAUGCUAUAAAGAAGUGACUAUUUUAGAAAUGACAUCAUGCUAUUUUCUAGUAUGUAUCGCAAAUGAUGUGAUUAUUUUUCUUUUUAAUAUUUCCUCAUGUUUAUGAAACACUUUAUUUUUUAAAAGAUGUUUGAAUUGUGUCUUAAUCCUUCAGUGUUUAACUUCCUUCAUUUGCAACAGUGUUGGCACCAGUGGUGAUGGGAGGCCUCUGUCUGUGAGGACAGCUAGUGCUGGAUUACGAUACUUUGUAUUUUAAAUGUUUCAUUAACUCAGCUCUCCAGACAAUGAUGUUUCAGUUUCAACAGUACAGAAGCAUGUUUUUAAACUUACGGCAUAAAUAAUAAAGGAUAGCAUUGUAUUUUUGUCAUCAACUAAACUUCAUUGGAAAUAUUUAUGGAAAUAUAUGUUUAAAACCAUUUUAUAAAACAAAAAAUUAUUAUGGAGGAUUUUUAUUUGCAUGAUCAUAGUUCACCAGAUUUCAUUGCACAUUAAUGCUGUGCAUCGGUUCAUGACAGACAUGGUCACUGUAGAUUUGUUUAUGUCCAAUGCCAAUGAGUCUGUAAUUUUACAACCCGCCUGUUCACUUUUUGGGAGGAUUAUAAUGUAAAAUUUCCAUUUUUGUGUAGAGAAAUAGGUGCAAUAAUGAUCAAAGUUUUUAUGUCCCGAGUCUCCAUCUUGGGGGCUUAUUAUUAUGUUUAAACUUAACACUUCCUGUACUAACACUUGGAGAGCCACAUACUUUAAAAUAAAGCUAAGUAUGUAUAUGACAUUAAUUGCUACAGUUGUUAGCACACUGCAGUGGUCAUACUCAUUUUGAGAACGUGUACUGUCUGACAUUAAGGAACUGUAACAAGCUCAUUGUAACAAGCCGGCUGUUGGAAGGAAUCUGGUGACUCCCAGGUGAGCCUUGCUUGCUGCAGUGCCCCACUAAGCUCUUUCAGUGAUCUCCACUCUGUGUAAAUUAGAAAUGUGCUGUAAAACUUGUUCUAGACAUUAAAGUUUAAAUGACUUUCUACAUCUUCUUACAGCUUGCAAGUUUGACUUUUAAAGGUUCCUUUUGCCGACUGAAAGAAUAUCGGGGAUUUAAUGAUUUGUUUAACUUAUGCAUAACCUUCUACCACAUAGUAUUAUCAAUGAACAGUUGGUUCUAGAUGUCCAGUUUUCAGACACAGUUUUGGAUUUUCUGUGAACUUAAAUAAAUAUAGACGCUCGUGUAAUUAUA